CGUGAUAACAUCGCUGGCUUUCACAGGGUUGUUUUGGAGGAAGUUAAAGCAGAUCCCGAAACAGAAAGAGAGAGAAAAAGACCCGUCAUUUAACAGGGGGGGGGCAAUAACGACUGCAGCACCCGUAUCGGUAUCCCCGAUUCCGGAUUAGUUAACUCAUACACUAGCCUAAGCGAUCUAGUGUUCCGCUGGGGACAGGGGCUGAAGUUAUUGUUUGUUUUCUUCUUAAACAUCAGGCUUGUGUAAGGGCACGGUAGCAAUUUAGCUCACAGGCUACACCACAGCACUAAUACAGACUGAUAUUUACUAGAUCUCCAGCUUUAUAAACCAGCUGUGAAACUAUGACAUCAAGGAAGAAAGUUCUUCUGAAGGUGAUCAUUCUUGGAGACUCUGGGGUUGGGAAGACAUCUCUGAUGAACCAGUAUGUGAAUAAGAAGUUCAGUAAUCAGUACAAAGCUACUAUAGGAGCAGAUUUCCUGACAAAAGAAGUGAUGGUUGAUGACCGACUUGUCACAAUGCAGAUAUGGGACACAGCAGGUCAAGAUGUUGUGUUUUGUCAAGGUGGAGACUUUUGCAAACACACUUUUUCUCAUGUUGAAUAUAAUCAUGCACCUAUGACCUUAAUCACAGUCUCUGUGAUACAUUUUCACCCUCAGGUAACAACCAAGCGGGCACAGGCUUGGUGUCAAAGUAAGAACAACAUCCCGUAUUUUGAGACCAGUGCAAAGGAGGCCAUCAAUGUAGAGCAGGCUUUCCAGACCAUCGCGCGCAAUGCACUCAAACAGGAAACCGAAGUGGAGUUAUACAAUGAGUUCCCUGAGCCAAUUAAACUAGACCGGAACGAUAGAGCCAAGCCAUCAGCAGAGACUUGCAGCUGCUGAGGACCUCCAGGGGGCGCAACAUUUCACCCUCAGCUUCUCUGGCCUUGUCUCUGCCUCACUCCCUCUCUCUCUUGCGUUCUUUCUUUCACCCCUGUUCUCCUUUAUCUCCUUCCCUCCCCCUUACUCGAUAUAAUCACUGGCCUUUGUAGACGAGCAGACUUCCUCCCAUUCAGUAUCCUUCACAGUUCUCAUUCACAGCCUUAGACACAAACACACACCCACAUAUGCUCAAGAGGCUCAAUCUGACACCCGUUUUCGUACACGAAUCCCGACACCACGCACCGGUUCUGCAGAGCUGUCGCCUCGCCCACGUAAAAAGUCCUACUGAAACUCUUCACAACACUUGAAUGGCUCUUGAGACUUUUUUAUGAUCCAGUCCCGCAGUGCAAUUGGAAUACGUUUGACGUGAACGCUGAAAGAUGGGGGGGUGUAUCAGAGCCGUGCGUUGGCACCAUAACUACCCGCCAUGUUCAACUGCUUCAUCAAUGUGCUUGAAUUAAUAAGGCGGCCUGGCGUAAAGCAUGCUACAUUUGCAUCUUAAAGCUUGAACCUAAAAAAAGCUCCUCAGUUUGUGAAGUCCCAAAGCACUGGAGGUCUAACACUGCCCCCGCUGUUACAUCUGAGAACUGCAGUCAGUUAAUCCAGUGUACGCCCAAUCGCUGUCCUCAAAAUGGAACAGGAAAAUAUGAAUAGCAAACCAUGCAAUGGGAAAUUUAGAUAUUACAUCUAAAUUAUCUACUAUUCAGACUAUUAUGACAAUUAGUAUUUCUAUGUAUUUUUUUAUCGUCAAUCCUCAUGUGAGCAUGACCGAAUCACCGCGAGUCUGCCAUGAACAAGCAGUGGCGUAGACUAUUUCUUGUCGUUUUUGUUUUUGUCUUUCUUUCAUAUCUUGCCCGGACUCUACCAGUAGCUCAGGAUGGUAGAGAAUUUAAGUGCUCAGUAUCAUUCGGAUCUUUUCCCGUCUGUUUGUUCAUUAUUAUUUUUAUUAUUAUUAUCUGUGUUGCAUUAUAUUCAAAUAAACACAACUAGACAACAUUGGGGGAGAACUGAAUUGUUCAUGACAUUUAAUGAAACAAAAAUCACAGCAUAUACAUUGUUCAAGAUAAAUGUAUUUCAAAGUAAUGGAAAUAAAAAUUAAGUUGAAUAAAACUGUGGUAUUUUGUG
Sinocyclocheilus anshuiensis is the source of this 2045-nucleotide messenger RNA. RefSeq names its product ras-related protein Rab-7a-like. Gene Ontology annotation, molecular function: GTPase activity; GTP binding. Lineage: Eukaryota; Metazoa; Chordata; Actinopteri; Cypriniformes; Cyprinidae. Gene Ontology annotation, cellular component: late endosome; lysosome; phagocytic vesicle. The transcript is spliced from 7 exons. Gene Ontology annotation, biological process: endosome to lysosome transport; phagosome-lysosome fusion. The coding region runs from base 342 to 881 and encodes 179 amino acids. The record is from RefSeq and is a predicted model, not a curated record.